AUGCAAGUUUUUUCUGCUCCAAACAAGGACUCUAGGAAGCCUGCUGAAGACAAACAAAAGGAUAAUGAAGUUACCGACUUUUGCGGAUCUUGUAACGCUCCGUAUCAUGCCAAUGCCUUUUGGAUUGGUUGUGACGAAUGUGACCAGUGGUUCCAUGGCAAAUGUGUGAACGUAACUGCCUCUGAAGCAGAACAUAUCAAAGAAUACAAGUGUCCUGACUGCAUCCGCGAGGUGAUCGGAGAGUAG
Molecule: messenger RNA, 246 nt
Organism: Triticum turgidum subsp. durum (durum wheat)
Lineage: Eukaryota; Viridiplantae; Streptophyta; Magnoliopsida; Poales; Poaceae
Source: the annotation of a GenBank genome assembly